Molecule: messenger RNA, 1017 nt
Organism: Chara braunii
Lineage: Eukaryota; Viridiplantae; Streptophyta; Charophyceae; Charales; Characeae
Source: the annotation of a GenBank genome assembly
GACGUGUUGCAAGCUGUAUAAUAUUUUCAUUUGUCUAUCCUUAACCUCGUGCGGGCACCUUUGUGAUCCCGAAUGCUGUUAGACCGAUUGCAGGUGGGAGAGGUGGUGUCUACAAUUCCAACAAUUGGGUUUAAUGUGGAGACCGUUUGCUACAAGAAUAUAAAGUUUCAAGUCUGGGAUUUAGGAGGGCAAACUGCAAUAAGACCUUAUUGGAGAUGUUAUUUCCCGAACACGCAAGCAAUUAUCUAUGUUGUAGACUCCAUUGAUACGGAACGGAUAAGUGUCGCCAAGGAGGAGUUUCAUUCUAUUCUGGAGGAGGAGGAGUUGCGGGAUGCGGUGGUAGUUGUGUUUGCCAAUAAACAAGAGGUCCUCCUUCAUGGUGGUCCCCACGCUAUGGUGGAAUGAAGUGCGCACCAGUUACAAUAAAUGUCGUCGGUCACGCUGGAGGCUCUGAAGAGCCAGCUGGCCAGAACCAUUCGCUUACAUCCUCCUGGGUUUUAAAGAAGUUUCUUUUUUUUAUGGGGGGGGGGGGGGGGGGGAGGGGGGAGAGGAAGGGGGGGGUGUUGUUAUCUUCCUUGUUGUUGCAAAGUACACCACCUACUCUCCCUACCCCAGCAGCAGUUCUGUUUGCGACGAGGUAGAGGUAGGUUGUGUGUCUUAUGGCCGACCCCACCCACAGUCUAAUGGUGUUGUGUGUCUGUUGACAGAGGAAAAGUGUAGUAGCAGAUAGGUAGGUUGCACUAGCAUCUUUUGAUUUUGAUGAGGAGGAGGGAAUAACAGACUCGAUUGACGAGGUGGAGGGAAUAACAGACUAGAUCCAGCUUCUGCGAGGGCAGGUCCAGACAUCGCGUGUGUGCAUUAAAAGAGAGUGAUAACAUCAUAGCAGUACCAUCACCUGAUUGCGAUCAGCAGCACCAUCACCUGAUUGCGGUCAGCAGCACCAUCACCUGAUUGCGGUCAGACCAGGCAAGCUGCAACACGCACACGCAGAGCAGAGAAUCAAGGGGACAAGUUCAG